This is a messenger RNA of Penicillium robsamsonii, 2121 nucleotides long. RefSeq lists its product as uncharacterized. Lineage: Eukaryota; Fungi; Ascomycota; Eurotiomycetes; Eurotiales; Aspergillaceae. Bases 1 to 2121 code for a protein of 706 amino acids. The transcript has 2 exons. The record is from RefSeq and is a predicted model, not a curated record.
AUGCAGAACCGGGAUGAUCUCGGUCCCUUGGGUGUUCCGCAACCUCAAGAAAAGGCUUGUGAACGAUGUCGCAAUCUAGACCUGGAAUGCAUUGUUGAGCGUACCUUUUUAGGACGCCCCGCAGCGAAGCGCCUUCGUGGCAUGGCGGCUCAAGAGAAUGAUACCGUAAUUAAUGGGCCUAUCACUUCUACGCUUUCCAGCGAGGAUAUACAAGAUCAUCUAUUCUCCGAUGCAGCGGAGAUUGGUCCCGAUUGGCAGAAGGAGUUGCGAACGAAAUUAGCUCCGCGUCCGACUAGAGAAGAGCGUUUCAAAUCGAUGAUAGAGCCCCAUUUUUUUCUCUCAUCAAUCUUGUCCAAAGAUCAAGCAUUUGGGAUUGAUAUAGCUCAACCCCCUUCGUGUUGGGACGCGUCUCUUACAGAGCUCAUUGACAACGACACUGCGGAGUCGCUUGAGAAGAGUUUGACUUGGCAUCGCUUUUUUCAUCCUUCAAUGCCAAGAUUGGUAGAACUUAGAAGCCGCCUACUCUCGAAUGACUUCACGUCGAUCAAUUCUGCAACCAAGCUGCUCUUCGCGCUGCUCUGCUUGACUGCUCUAGACAUUGACGAGGCCUUAGCCAAAAGCCGCCCCUCUUUGAGAUCGAGUCUACGCCUUGCCGUGGCAUCCGUCGGCCAAGAAUUUAUAUUUUCGCCACCAACGCACCAUGACACGGUCGUGGUUUGCCUAUUUUUAGCAGACUACAAACCCACAGCUUUAGCUACGACACAAAGGGUCUUACAUCGUGCCAUUAAGUCUGAAAUGUUUGUUCAUCUAGCUCAAAGGAUGGCAGAACGACUUGAAGAAAAUUCGGAACAAGGAGGUACACUCCCAUCUGAGUUGUAUAUUGUGGAUGGUGCCCAGUUCGAUUUUGGCUUUAGUCGAACGGUAGAGCGCUUGCAGCUUUUGCAUUAUGACACAUUCCUGGAUGGCUACCUUGCAAAAUCACAUUAUGCUUUACGAAAAGCUCUUGCGAAGAUGACGCCUGUUGUCGAUGUGUACCAGGUUGUUUUGAAAUAUCGGCAGUGCUCACCAAGAACUAUCUUCCACAUAAAUUGGGCCAUGUCCGUCUGCGUUCUAUUGAACGCUGUGGCAAAUUUAAAAGAAAGAUGGAACAAUCCCGGAUCGCUGUUUGGGGAGAUUGAAGAGGCUGAGAGGAGAUGCGUUGAGCAACUGAAAACAAGUGGUGUCUUAUUGGAGAAAUCAUCGGGCAUGUUUGAUUCGCAAGAGAUAGAGGCUGCUCGCUCCAUCUUAGAGCUCAGGCUCAAUUCUAUUAUCGCUAGGAUAUGGGGCCUUGGGCUUUUAUAUGCCUCGGUUCUUAAAGUAAGGUCUUUGGAAGGCGGACUGAAAUGGGACCACGAGAUUGAGAGCCAUGAAGCAAUUCAAAUCAGUGACCAAGUCGGAGGAAGCACAGAAGAUAUGAUCGCAGGCGCAGCAGAACCAUUUGCUAUGGCAUUGAGUCAGCUUGGAAUCAAGUUUCCCAAAAGGCUAACAAGUCUUUUGGAGAUCUUCAUCGGGUGCACGGAUUUGAGGCUUGCUGGCACAAGCUUUCGCCCUCCACUUCAACAUCUUGCUCUGGAGGUUCUCACACAUUGCAAAAAUGUUGUUGAAAACAACCUUGUGCAGGUGAAGUGUUUUGGACGAUUGAACCCCGAAUUUGAGAAACAGCUCGAGCUGUUUACCAUAUGCGCACAGCGAUUUGAUUCUAUGGUUGCCGCGCCGUGGACAUCAACCGACGUGGCCUUUGCUAAUGGCUGUGUCUAUGCCGUGGGCAGUAAAAUAAUAUCGGGCUUUUGUCAGGUGAUGAAAACGGCGAAAGAAAACCUUUCGAGGCGAAUUGAGGGACAGGAGAGUCAGCACGGAGAGGAGAGACAGGCAGGAGAGGCAGGAGAGGCAGGGGUGGGAUUUUCGCCCAUGUACUCAGACAUGAGUGAAGGCACUUUCUUUGACUUGACUACGUCAACUGAAGCAUGGAAUAUGUGGCCUUAUCUUGGAGGAUUCGACCCGCUUCCCAACCCACUGGAGCUUUAUAACUGGAUUGAAGGCCAGAACACCGAUGUUGAUCCUGGGAGUAUCCCAUUUCUAUAA